GUCAUUCUCAUCAUCACCACAAUCUUCAAAGUCUCUCUUAUUCAACUAUUCUCUCAACACAAGCUUUUACUUCUCAUCAGUUUCUCUCUAGCUCACUAUUUUCAUUUCUACACAAAAAUGAGGAGCGGUGAUUCAACCACAAUUGAUGUUCCAGAGUCAAGCGCUGUUGCUAAAGGCAAAGCACCUCUUGUGGCAAUUGUCAAGCAAGAGCAAGGGAAGGGUGGAUGGAAAAGAGGAGUUGCCAUAUUCGACUUCCUUCUUAGGCUAGGAGCUAUCAUCACCACUCUAACCGCGGCUGCCACCAUGGGUACUAGUGAUGAGACCCUUCCCUUCUUCACUCAGUUCUUCCAGUUCCAAGCUAGUUACGAUGAUUUGCCCACUUUCCAGUUUUUCGUCAUUGCAAUGGCAAUAGUGGGUGGCUACCUUGUACUUUCUCUUCCCUUCUCCAUAGUAUCCAUCGUUCGCCCCCAAGCAGUCGGACCAAGAGUGCUCCUACUCGUUUUGGACACAGUGGCGCUUACUCUAAACACCUCAGCUGCUGCCGCGGCUGCAGCCAUAGUCUACUUGGCUCACAAUGGCAAUUCCAACACAAAUUGGCUAGCCAUCUGCCAGCAAUACGGUGAUUUCUGCCAGAAAGUCAGUGGUGCCGUGGUGGCCGCAUUUGUCUCGGUUGUUGUCUUCGUGUUCCUUAUUUUGCUGUCUGCUUUGGCCAUCCGAAAGCCUUGACAAGAUGAUGGACCAGCUAGCUAGCUGUUUAAAUAAAUUUUAGUUUUUGUAUUGUUGUUUAUGAAUUUCUUUCAGUGUUACUUUGAAUUUUGUUGUGUGACGUUUGAAAAAUUGUAAUCUACUUUCUUUUUUUCUUUGAUAAAAAAAAAUUGUAAUCUAUUGAUUGUAUGGCAUGUGUUGUAAUGAAAAAUUAUUGUGAUCUA
This is a messenger RNA of Quercus robur (English oak), 929 nucleotides long. RefSeq names its product casparian strip membrane protein 1-like. Bases 118 to 726 code for a protein of 202 amino acids. The transcript is spliced from 3 exons. The record is from RefSeq and is a predicted model, not a curated record. NCBI's taxonomy places the organism in Eukaryota, Viridiplantae, Streptophyta, Magnoliopsida, Fagales, Fagaceae.